This is a messenger RNA of Ilex paraguariensis (yerba mate), 801 nucleotides long. The record is from the annotation of a GenBank genome assembly. NCBI's taxonomy places the organism in Eukaryota, Viridiplantae, Streptophyta, Magnoliopsida, Aquifoliales, Aquifoliaceae.
AUGGAAGAAGAACACCCAAAUCUUCAAAUUUCAAAGCGUGCUCAUUUGCUUGAUGUUUUGUACCAUGUAUUCAUGCCGGAAUUCGAGGAACCAACAGAAAUAACUGAAGCCGAGGAAGAGAGAGGAAAGGAAGGUGAAGGUUCUGAAUACUUCUGCUUCCCCCAUGAUAAAGAAAACAUUAAGCCAGAAAAUGAGAAUUCUAGUGACAAACCCCCGUUGGUUGAGGAGAUUUCAAUCCCUUCUGUCACAAAACUCUCCGAAGUUGUUGGUGUGAAAUUUUCAUCCACUAAUGGUGGCACUUUAAAUUUUGGAUUUGAUUGUAAAACUGUUACAUUAUACCUACCCACCAUUAGUUUAGAUGUAAACACAGAAGUGACCUUAAGGAACUUGGUUGCUUACGAAUCCUGCAAUGCAUCUGGGCCCUUGGUUUUGACUCGUUACACAGAAUUAAUGAAUGGGAUUAUUGAUACGGCUGAGGAUGCCAAGUUGCUGAGAGAGAGAGGGAUUAUAGUGAACCGAUUGAAGAAUGAUAAAGAUGUGGCUAACAUGUGGAAUGGGAUGAGUAGGUCUGUGAAGUUGACAAAAGUGCCCUUCUUGGACAAAGUGAUCCAAGAUGUGAACAAGUAUUAUGACAGUAGAUGGAAGGUUAAAGCUGGGAAAUUCAUAAAGGCGUAUAUUUUUAGGUCAUGGCAGUUUCUCUCAUUGCUUGCUGCUAUUCUGUUACUGUUGUUGGUGAUUUUCCAAACGUUUUGCUCAGUUUAUAGCUGUUCUCGAAUCAUUCAUGUCCCAAAUCUUCAGUGA